AUGGCGUCUCGGCGAUACGGCGGCGGUGGCGUCGUUCGGCAUGGAUCCCGAGGCGGCGGCCCUGGAAGGAGGGGGCAGGUGAAGCUCGGGCUUCCUGUGGCGGCAUGGCGUGGUGUUGUUCCUGUCCAAGGUGGAUCUGCGCCGACAAUCUGGUGGCUUUGGCUCCGGAGUGAUUUGGAUGAGAGAUGGUCAACAUACUCGGAGCCUGGAAGCCAUCCAACCCCCCACUGGAAGCGGCAGCCAGGGGUCGCCGUCCUCCUGGAGGCGCAGGCCAUCGACAUCCAGAUCUCGUCUCCGCUCUCCGCUCACCGGCCGGCCGGCCGGCCGGCCGACUGCCGCGCUAGUACCAAAUCAACUGUUAAGGAAAGUGUGACUCUGUAUCCUAAACCUGGUACUGUUAAGAUUCAACCAUGUGUGAUAGCACUGCACCAUAUUACGUAUCUGCAAAUGGAGUACGAAAUUAGUACUGGACACAAUGCUCUGGAGCGCAUGUUAAUUGAUGGAAGUGCGGAGCCAAUGGAUCUGCCGUUAUCACUUUUAGAAGACAUCACAAAUUGUUUCUCUGACGAUCAGCAAAUCGGCAGUGGCGGGUUUGCAGUGGUCUAUAAGGGAAUGGUCGGAAAUGAGAUAGUUGCUGUGAAGAGGCUAUCCAGGAAUAUGCAUGAGAGUAAAUUCCACAAAGAGGCCGAGUGCUUGAUGAAGGCCAAGCACAAAAACAUAGUGCGUUUUCUAGGAUAUUGUUCUGACACGCAAGGGAAAAUUAUGGACUAUGAGGGGAAGAUGGUCAUGGCGGAUAUACGAAAUUGGUUGCUCUGUUUUGAGUAUGUACCCAACGGCAGUCUUGAUAAGUAUAUUACUGAUGCAUCUCAUGGACUUGAAUGGAGGGAGCAUUUUGAGAUAAUUAAGGGAACAUGUGACGGUCUAUGUCAUCUUCAUGAGAAGCGCAUUUUGCACUUAGAUUUGAAACCCGCUAAUAUUCUAAUAGAUGAUCACAUGGUACCCAAAAUUGCUGAUUUUGGCCUUACAAGGUGCCUCGAGAAAGAGCAAACCCACGUUUUUACUUCAAACCUUUGUGGAUCACUCGGAUAUUUGGCACCUGAGUUCUAUAGUGGGCAAGUCACAUUUGCAUCGGACAUAUAUAGUCUUGGCGUUAUAAUCCUGGAGAUAAUGACUGGACAAAAGGGUUACUCCGAAGAUAAGAAUACUUGGGAGUAG
Triticum turgidum subsp. durum (durum wheat) is the source of this 1215-nucleotide messenger RNA. NCBI's taxonomy places the organism in Eukaryota, Viridiplantae, Streptophyta, Magnoliopsida, Poales, Poaceae. The record is from the annotation of a GenBank genome assembly.